AUGGUUUCAAGUCCUCAAAGCGGCGAUCCUCGUUGGGGAACUGGUCCCCCUAGUGAUAACUUACGCUUGAGCCAUGCAAAAAGUGAACGGCGGUACGACAAUUCAAGUACUUAUUAUUCACCACCAUCGCCCUCGUCUUCCACGGUCAAUCCUUUGUAUCCAACAAUACAACAAAGUCACUUGCUCUCUUUAAAUCCUCUUGCAACAUCAUUUAAAAUUGCAGAAACUCCAUCAUUUUUUCACCCACCUCAUCGACAACAGGAAAUCCUUGUUUCAAUAAGCAAGUGGAACGCACCUUUCACUGAGACCAUGGCAUCCUUUAAUUUGCCCACUGGUCAGCCAGCUCCAAAUGCAUUUCAAUAUAACAACAACCCACAUGGCUUUCCACCAUCUCUGGCAAACCUUCAAAACACAAGUCAGGAUUCAGCAAAUUCAAACGAUUCCUUCCGAACACAGGUACCACUCCCAUGGAACCUGCCAUCCGAUUAUGAGGAUAGUGGUGGAGUUGAGAUGUGCGAUCCAAGUCCUUUUGCUGAGCCUCCACCUUUUGUGGCACCUGAAUUUAGCAAUGGCCGCGCUCAGUUUCAACCAUUUACCAAUCAAAAUUCCAUGGUGAACGGUGCUUCUGCUGGAGCUUAUAACCAUGAGAAUGAAUACCAGAUGCAACAACAGCAAACUUAUCAACAAGAAAACUUUACUAUGGGGUUGAAUGGUAUGAACGGCAUGCAUAGCAUGAAUUCAUUCAGCGGUGCUAACAAUGCAUAUCAAUCACCACCUUACAAUGGCCAAAUCGGAGGUCUCCCAAACCCUCACAUGAGCACCGGUCACACAGGAAAUUUGCAGCAUCAGCAUCAAAAUCAAUUCGGUUUCAAUGGGCAUGGUGGUCCUCCAACUCAAAGCAACUUCCAACAGCAGAACAUGGGUAUGCGACCACAAUUACCACAAAUUGCUACUCAAUUUCCUACACAUCCUUACAGUCCUCAAUACAAUCAGACCUACUCUGCUCCACCGAUUGGAAUGAAUCCAGCACAGUUUUACGACAAUGUUGGCGGUGGCAAUUAUCAUGGCCCAAAUUCUACACCAAGUUCAGCCUCGCGUAUGGUAUCCGACUUGAAAUUUAGUAACCUCAGCCUUGGCGGCAUGAGUCCAAAUGGUGUCGGCCCGAACGGCAUUCAGAACAAUGGUUACGGCCAUGGCAGCGGCGUCGGUAAUAUCGGCAAUACUGGUGGCAUUGGCCACAAUGGUUCAGAGCAGAAUCGUUCCAAUGGAAGUUUCUCGGCUGUAGCCAACAAUAACAAUAUGGCUGCCAAUGCUCGCAACGCACAGUAUUCCUCGCUUGUAUCUGUCGGUAACAUUCAUCACCCACUUCCUCCAAAGCCACCAUUUCAAGCGCAAAACACCCAUGUUUCCAAACCCAAUUCUGGCAACCAGCCUUACACAGCAACUAGCAAUAAUCCUCGAUCUGUUGUCCAUACUCCUCAACAGCAAAAGCGAAGCCUUCAAAGUGAGAAAAGUGAUCCAAGUCAAGAGAGCAGCAACGACAUCCAAUCACCUGUAUCGUCCAACGGUCGCUCACUAUCUGCUGCCAUUCCUGCUUCCGAGCCGAGACCUAACUUCACACCCUUGCUUCGAUCUAAUCGCGGCACAUCCAUCACCGCAUCUGUAGAUCGUGCUCAGCACAUUAGCGAUUGGGUACAAAAUACACCGACUCGUGGAAGUGUUUCGCGCCAAAACUCUGUCACAAGUGACAACUUUGCUGAAGUUGACAAUACUCCUACGAUGCCGAACUAUGACGCUGGUAGAGAUCAUCGCCCAAUCAAUAGUUCCCACGACGCCAUCCCAGGUGGUUUUACCCCACGCGCUCUUAGCGUUAAUCCCUUCAAUCCUGUCACCACACUUGCUCCUUUCAGCCCAAAUUCUCGUUACGGAGAUGCUGGUGGCAUGAGCCCCUUGCUUCGUGAGUUGACCAGAAAUGGUACUGUUACGCCAACUGCCGAAGAAGCUCUUGAUAUAAGUUUCAUGCCUUUCGAGGAGUACUGCCGCCAAGCCAAGCCUGCACAAUAUGGGGUUAUGCGAAUUAAAAACAUUCCAUAUGGCGUAACAAGACAAGAGAUUCUUGCAUUUCUAGGCCGUAACGCAAAGAUCGCAGCCUCGAAUGACCACGAGCCCAUCCAUAUUAUUAUGGAGCGUGUCACCAGCAAGACACUUGACGCCUAUGUUGAGUUUAUCAGCUUUACUGAGGCUUCAAAUGCAAUCACACGUUUCGAUAUGAAUCGCAUGGGCGGCAGAGGUGGUCGUCUUGGACAGCGCCACGUCGAAGUGGAGUUGUCUUCCCAGGAAGAGUUGAUGAAACAGCUUUUUCCAAAGGCCAAGAACGUUGAGUGGCACGGAAAUAAGCCCACAAUUAUUGAACGCGACGAGAAUGACAAGUAUAACUCUGGUUUUCAGGGUUUCGUUAGCCGUGAAGAGUUGGUUAUGCUGGUUAAGCAUGUUGAGUCCCCACAACGUUCCCCAUUCUCUAAGGAUUGUCCGCAACGACCAUUCGAAUGUCUUGUCAGUACCUUGAUCAAGUUUCCUUGGGCAAUGGUCAACCACAUCACUUGCCAAGAUCGUGAGUUAUUGUACAAAGCCACGAUGCAAUUGCUUGGGUUGCUUGUUGAACGUGUCGAAAACAAUGAUGAUCCAGUCAAUCUUAAUGCCCAAUUGUUGAAGCGAGUUUGGCGUACUGCUCUCAAGUGCGAGGGUUUCAGUCCCUGUAUGAAAGACAACAUUGUUUUCAAGAUGAAGAUUGAUCCUACAACCGCGUUUGAGUGUGGCGUUCCACCACAAGCUGAUCUCUGGAGCAAUAUCUGGACCAUUGGACCAAGAAAGGAUGUUGCUUAUGAUCUCGUUCAGUACUAUGUCAAGCUUAUCCAUGAUGCAACUACUGAGAAGAAGCAACUCACCUUGGCCGAGAAGGCUGCAGCCAGAGCCGAAGAGGUUCCUCGCCUUCCAAGUCUCUUUGGGAAUCUUGAUACGCUUGUUGAUUACACUAAUUGCCUUGAUUUGACUCUUGCUGAACUUGCUGUGAAGGAGUGGGCUGCAUUCGAGACCGCAAUUCGACGAGCACUUACUCCAGCUUUGGAGGCCGGUCCAUCUAACUGA
Messenger RNA from Botrytis porri, 3144 nucleotides. RefSeq lists its product as uncharacterized. Bases 1 to 3144 code for a protein of 1047 amino acids. Gene Ontology annotation, molecular function: nucleic acid binding. The record is from RefSeq and is a predicted model, not a curated record. Lineage: Eukaryota; Fungi; Ascomycota; Leotiomycetes; Helotiales; Sclerotiniaceae. The transcript has 5 exons.